Gallus gallus (chicken) is the source of this 2525-nucleotide messenger RNA. RefSeq names its product exostosin like glycosyltransferase 1 (gene EXTL1). Gene Ontology annotation, cellular component: membrane; Golgi apparatus. The record is from RefSeq and is a predicted model, not a curated record. Lineage: Eukaryota; Metazoa; Chordata; Aves; Galliformes; Phasianidae. The transcript is spliced from 11 exons. Bases 188 to 2392 code for a protein of 734 amino acids. Gene Ontology annotation, molecular function: acetylglucosaminyltransferase activity; glucuronosyltransferase activity.
GGGAGUGAAAGGGACGCUGCGCUGGAGGGGAGGCAGUGGGACACCCACGGAGGGAGGAUCGCGGGGUCCCCCAUCCCCACACUGCGCGGCAGUGAGCACCAGGAGCCGCUCCACCUGGGGUCGGGAACACCGUUCUUUCCACCGGACCCCACUACCCAUCCGAGCCUGAUGAGAAGCUCGUGAACCUAUGCAGACCAGGAAGAAAUACCUUUUCCUGACUUUCCUCGCCUCUUGGCUUCUGCUUUUCUUCUUUGGAAGAGAGCAGCUGCGCCGUUUCACUUUCUUUCCCAGGAGGAACGUCGCAGUUCGCAGGAGUUGGCCCCGCUGGGCGGAUCGUACCCUGCUGCACAGCUUUGCGGAGCCCUGGGAGCUGCAGGGCAGCACGGACACAGCGCAGCCCUCACCCCGGGCCCGGCGGGUGGCACAGCUGAGCACAUCCCAGGGCAGCCGGUGCCGCAUGGAGAGCUGCUUCGAUGCCUCCCGCUGCCAGAAUGGCUUCAAGGUGUUCACAUACCCACGGGAGCACGGCGAGCCCAUGUCGGAGAGCUACAGCAAGAUCCUCAGCUCCAUCGAGCGCUCGCGUUAUUACACCCCGCGCCCCGAGGAAGCGUGUCUCUUCGUGCUGAGCAUCGACACGUUGGACCGCGACCCCCUCUCUGCUCACUACGUCCGCGGCGUGGAGCAGAGGAUCCGCUCCUUCCCGCUGUGGAACAGCGGCCGCAACCACCUCAUCUUCAACCUGUAUGCGGGCACGUGGCCCAACUACACCGAGGAGCUGGGUUUUGACAUCGGCCACGCCAUGCUGGCCAAGGCCAGCUUCCACAGCAAGAACUUCAGGCCCGGCUUCGAUGUCUCCAUCCCUCUCUUCCCCAGGGAGCACCCGCAGCGCGGCGGGCAGAGGGGGUGGCUGCACCACAACUCGGUGCCCCCAAAAAAGAAAUAUUUGCUGGUGUUCAAGGGGAAGCGCUACCUGACCGGGAUCGGCUCCGGCACCAGGAAUGCUCUGCACCACAUCCACAACGGGCAGGACAUCGUGUCGCUCACCACCUGCAGGCACGGCAAGGACUGGGAGAGGCACAAGGACACACGCUGCGACCAGGACAACGUGGACUAUGAAAAGUUUGACUACCAGGAGCUGCUGCACAAUUCCACCUUCUGCAUCGUGCCCCGUGGCCGGCGCCUGGGCUCCUUCCGCUUCCUGGAGGCACUGCAGGCCGCCUGCAUCCCAGUGCUGCUGAGCGACGGCUGGGAGCUGCCCUUCUCUGAGGCCAUCGACUGGGGCAAAGCGGCCGUGGUGGGCAGCGAGCGACUGCUCCUGCAGAUCCCCUCUGCCGUCCGCUGCAUCCGCCCGGAGCGCGUGCUGGCAUUCCAACAGCAGACCCAAUUCCUGUGGGACGCGUACUUCUCCUCCGUCGACAAGAUCGUGCACACCACGCUGGAGAUCAUCCGGGAUCGGCUGCUCCCACACCGUUCACGCUCCCAUUUCCUCUGGAACACACUGCCCGGGGGGCUGCUGGCACUGCCCGACUUCUCCACGCACCUCGGGGACUUCCCCUUCUACUACCUGCAGCACGGCUCUGGCCCUUCUGACAAGUUCACAGCACUCCUCCGGGCUGCCCCCCCGCUGGGCUCCCUCUCCCAGCCCACCCUCAGGCUCAUCCAGGCUGUCUCCAGGUCCCAGUACUGUGCGCAGAUCCUGGUGCUGUGGAGCUGCGAGAAGCCGCCGCCACCGAGCGGGACGUGGCCACAGACUGCUGUGCCUCUCACCAUCAUCCAGGGCAGGACGAAGCUCAGCGACCGCUUCUUCCCAUAUGCAGCCAUCGGGACGGACGCAGUGCUCAGCCUGGAUGAGCACAGCAGCCUCUCCACCAGCGAGGUGGAUUUUGCCUUCGUGGUGUGGCGCAGUUUCCCUGAGCGCAUCGUGGGCUUCUCUGCGUGGAGCCACUUCUGGGACCCCGAGCAGAAGCGCUGGGGCUACACCUCCAGGUGGACCAACAAGCUCUCCAUCGUCCUCACCACCGCCGCCUUCUACCACAGGUAUUACCACAGCCUCUUCACGGAGUACCUCCCCACGGGGCUGCAGGAGCUGGUGGACAGCCUGGCUGCCUGCGAGGACAUCCUGAUGAACCUGCUGGUGGCUGCUGUCACUAAGCUGCCUCCCAUCAAGGUCACGCAGUGGAAGCAGCACAAAGAAGCCGCGUCUCAGCCGGUGAAGGGCACGGCAGCGGGCAGCAGCCGGCGUUUCUCCCAGCAGCAGGACUGCCUCAACCAGCUGGUGGACUGGUUUGGCUCCAUGCCCCUCGUGUCCUCCCAGCUGCGCCUCGACCCAGUGCUCUUCAAGGACCAGGUCUCUGUCCUGCGCAAGAAAUACCGCUACUUGGAGAAGCCCUGAGCUCAGCCGUGCAGCCCAUACCCCUGCACAGACCUCGCAGGGCACGGCACAGCCCUCCUGGACCAAGCACUGCCACGGGGCUUUAUUCCUGAUUGGGUUUUACCAGUACAAUAAAGGUCGGUGGAGGUGCAAA